Messenger RNA from Dictyostelium discoideum AX4, 3291 nucleotides. It is a transcript of the gene pdeE, whose product is annotated as cAMP/cGMP-stimulated cAMP/cGMP phosphodiesterase. Gene Ontology annotation, cellular component: cytosol; cAMP-dependent protein kinase complex. Gene Ontology annotation, molecular function: 3',5'-cyclic-AMP phosphodiesterase activity; 3',5'-cyclic-GMP phosphodiesterase activity. Gene Ontology annotation, biological process: protein localization to cell cortex; signal transduction. Lineage: Eukaryota; Evosea; Eumycetozoa; Dictyosteliales; Dictyosteliaceae. The record is from RefSeq and is a predicted model, not a curated record. The transcript has 3 exons. The coding region runs from base 1 to 3291 and encodes 1096 amino acids.
AUGAAUUCUAAAUAUGGGGAUAACAUUAUAGAUUUUCUAAGAUAUUUAGAAAAAUUUGUAAAAAGUUUAACAAAAGAUAAUAAGAUUGAAGAAUUUAAAACUUUUGAUAUUAAAUCAUUAUUAUAUCCAAGAAAUAAAGAUUAUUUUGGAAAUUUAUCAAAAUUUCUAUUGGCAGUGAUUUCAGCAAGAAUUGGAAGUAAUUUCAUAAAUGAGGAUGAUAUUUUUGAAAUCUCUGAAUUAUUAAAAGAAUUUUUAGGUCAAGAGCUUGAACAUUUACCCUACCUUUCCUAUGAGGAGUUAUAUGUAGAGAUAGUUGAACAAGUUGGUGAAAUCAAUGGCACAGUAUCAGAGAUCAUUGAAGCCAUUACAGUCACCAUUGAUUUCUUGGACACCUUUGAAAAGGUUUCUCAAACCAUCGAUAGAUCAAAUGAAAAACAAAAGCUAUUGGCAUACCUAUCGGCACCAGUGAACCAGUUGGAUAAUAGUGUCAGUGGCGUGUUCAACGAAAAUGAUUAUACCGACAUUCAAAGAUUCUUUACAGAAUUAACCAAUGAGAAUAACCAGUCACCCGACUCAAACAUUUCAAUAUUGAUCAAUGAUUUUCAAUCACUAUUAAAUAUAUUAGAAUCACAACAAGCAUCAUCAUCAUCAUCUAAAAUGAUAAUAAACGAUUCACCAAGAACUCAACAAAGAAAUGGCACAACUGAGCAACAAAAAAAGCAACAACAACAACAGUAUUUACAAAAAAAUAAAGAGCCAUUCUAUUCAAAAGAUAAGAUCAUGCAAGUUAGUGGACCAUCGUAUGUGUUCACACCAUCGGAUUGUAAUGUGUCUAUUCAGGUUGGUAUUCCACCAGACACAUUGAAAAGGGAUCAAAGCAUUUGUCAUUUCAUUGUACCCCAUUUCUUAAUAUCAAAAGAUGUCUCAUUGUCAGAGGUUGAAUUCCCAAUUUUCUAUAACAAAUUCGUACAAAAAGGUAAAACCAAGGUUGUAAUCAUUUGUACAGUGGAACAAAAACAAAGAAUUGAAACCAUCCUAUGUGAGUCAAUCUUUGGUCCAGCUCCUGAACACAUCUACACUGAUGAAGAGAUCACCAUACCAGAUUAUAAAAUUGAUUUAUUAACUGAACGUUUAGCAAUUGAUCCAAGAGCAAAUGACGAAAAGUUAGAUAGUUAUGUUAUCUUUAAAACUUUUGAUACCUUUGGUGUGGUUGAUAUUGAUUUACCAUCUGCAAGUGAUCCAACAAAAUUAAUUAACCUUAGAAUUAGAAAUACUAAAGGUUUAAUUAGUUUUCAUGAAGAUUAUCAUGUAGUUCAAAAACAAUUACAUUUAAAAUUACAAGAACAACAACAAGAUCAACAAGAUAAAUCAUCAUCAUCAACUACUGAUAAACAAAUGAUAAAUACAAGUGGUAAUAGAAUUAUAUUAAAGAAUAAUACAGUUUCAGUAAUUGAUUCAACUAUUGAAUCACAAUAUGUACCAGUGUUACCAUUUGGUAAUGAUCAUGAACAAGUAAAGAAAUUUAAAGCACCAAUUUUAGGUGUAACAUUUUUGGGUGUUAGUCAUGGUUUAGAUUUUACACAUUGUUCACAUACGACUGGUUUCAUCAUUUGGAUUAAUGGUAGUGGUGUUGUUGUUGAUCCACCAGUUGGUAAUACAACAUAUCUUCAAACAAAUGGAAUCUAUGGUAAAACAGUUGAACAUAUCAUUUUAACACAUUGUCAUGCAGAUCAUGAUAGUGGUAUCCUUCAAAAAAUCAUUGAAAGAAAUAAAGUUACCCUAUAUACUACUAAAACUAUCAAUGAAUCUUAUAUGAGAAAAUUAAAAGCAUUAACUGGUUUACCUGAACAAAGUUUAAAAAAUUAUUAUACUUGGGUACCAGUUACAAUUGGUAAUAAAAUUAAAAUUUUAGGUGCUGAAUUUGAAUUUGAUUAUAGUUUUCAUGUUAUACCAACAAUUAGAUUUAAAUUAGAAAUUUAUAAUAAAAAGAUAAGUUAUUCAGCAGAUACAUUUUAUGAUUUACAAAAGUUUAAACAAUUAAAAGAUCAAGGUGUGUUAUCAAAAAAGAGAAUUGAAAGAUUGAAAUCAUUUGUAUUUGAUGCUGAUAUGAUUAUUCAUGAAAGUGGUGUAGCACCAAUUCAUACACCAAUGGCAAACCUUUUGGAGUUACCAUCAGAGAUAAGGAAGAAGAUUAGAGUCGUUCAUUGUAGUAGUUCAGUGGAUACUAAAGGUGAGAUUAUACGUCCAAAAGAAGGUUUAGAGAAUACUGAAAUCAUUAAAGUUGAUAGAAAAUAUAAAGGAGUGGCAGAGUGUAUUCAAAUUCAAACAGCUUUAAAUCAUUGUAGUGUUUUCUCAAAAUUAUCACCAGCUGAAGUUCAAAGAGUAUUCUUUUUAUGUAAGAAAAUUUGGGUUAAACGUAAUGAUGUUAUCAUUAAGAAAGGCUCGCCAUCCGAUAUGUUUUAUAUCAUUCUUAGUGGCAAAGUAUUGGUUUACGAGAAUGAAUAUGAACCAAUCAAAUCUACAACUUCGGUGGGUACAGUUGUGACUGAUACCACUACAAUUACAACCACCGUUAAAACUGAUGCAAUUAAAAUCCCAACUAUUAAAUUAUGUGCUGGUGAAACGUUGGGUGAAAGUGCUUUACAAUUGGAUAAGAAUAUCGAUGCUUCAGCAACCGUCAUUGCAGAGACUGACGUUUGCUUAUUGGUUUGGAAAACUAUGGAUCUUCGUACUGAAUUCCAUUCAAAUCUAAAUACUUUUAUCUCCAAGGUGCAUAUGGAUUUAUCUCAUAUCAAUUCUUGUCGUGAUGCUAUCAUUCGUGCAUUCCAACAUAAUAUCACUCAACAUAUCAAUAAAGAAGAGGUCGAUAGCAUUGCCAAUGGUUCAAAGGAUGUUUCAUUUGCUCAUCAUCAAGUCAUAUUCAAUGAGGGUGAUACAAGUGACUCUAUGUAUAUCAUUAAACAAGGUAGAGUUAGAAUUCAUAGUAAAAAGAAUAAAAAUAUCAUUCGUUAUCUAAAUGUUGGUGACUUUUUCGGUGAAACCGCUUACAGACGUUCAAAUGAAGAUAGUAAUUUCCUACCAACUCGUUCUUUCACUGCCACUGCCAUUGAUCCAACUAUUCUCUUGAAAUUGGAUAUUGAAUCCAUCGUUAAUCCUCGUAUUCAAAAUAUAAUUGAACAAAAAGCUAAAAAGAAUGCUGAAGAUAAUAUUCGUUAUCACGCUUAUUCUCCAAAAAUUAGAACUCCAAGAACUCCAAGAAAAGUUUAUCCAAUUGAAGGUUUAUCAAUUUAA